AUGGAUGGCCGUCCAGACCCAAACACAACCGCAGAGGGUGGUGGCUCAAAUGAGACGUUCUUCUCGGAGGCCGGGAAUGGGAAAUACGUGCCUCGGUCCAUUUUCGUGGACUUGGAUCCCUCGCCCAUUGAUGAGAUCCGGACUGGUCGCUACCGCCAGCUGUUCCACCCCGACCUCCUGGUCAGCGGGAAAGAGGACGCGGCCAACAACUAUGCCCGCGGCCACUACACCAUCGGCAAAGAGAUCCUCGAAAACGUGAUCGACCGCAUCCGCCGCGUAGCCGAAAACUGCUCCAGCCUGCAGGGCUUCCUCGUCUUCCACUCCUUCGGCGGCGGCACUGGCUCCGGCUUCGGCGCGCUGCUGCUGGAGCGCCUCUCGGCGGACUUUGCGAAGAAGUCGAAGCUCGAGUUCGCAGUGUACCCCGCGCCGCAGACGAGCACGGCCGUGGUGGAGCCGUACAAUGCGGUCCUGUCGACGCACAGCACCAUCGAGAAUGCCGACUGCACGUUCUUGGUCGAUAAUGAGGCUGUCUACGAUAUCUGCAAGCGCAACCUGGACAUCCCGCGCCCGGACCAUGAUUCGUUGAAUCGCUUGAUUGCGCAGGUGGUGUCGUCCAUCACGUCGUCGCUGAGAUUCGACGGGCAUCUGAAUGUGGACCUGGGCGAGUUCCAGACGAACUUGGUGCCUUAUCCGCGUAUUCACUACCCAUUGAUCAGCUAUGCACCCGUCAUCUCCGCAUCCAGGAGCUCCCACGAGUCCUUCAAAGUCUCUGAGCUGACCUUCCAAUGCUUCGAACCGCACAACCAGAUGGUCGUCUGCGACCCCGCCAAAGGCAAAUACAUGGCCGUCGCCCUGCUCUACCGCGGGGACGUCGUGCCCCGCGACUGCAGCCUCGCCGUCGCCUCCAUAAAGGCGCGUGCCAGCUUCAAUCUCGUUGAAUGGUGUCCCACCGGCUUCAAACUCGGCAUCAACUGCCAGCGGCCAAUGUCGGUGCCCAAUGGCGAGCUGGCGUCCGUGGACCGCUCGGUGAGCAUGUUGUCCAACACGACGGCGAUCGCGGAGGCGUGGUCGCGGCUCAACCAUAAGUUCGACCUGAUGUAUGCGAAGCGCGCGUUCGUGCAUUGGUAUGUGGGCGAGGGGAUGGAGGAGGGCGAGUUCUCGGAGGCGAGGGAGGAUCUGGCGGCGCUGGAGAGAGAUUAUGAGGAGGUUGCGAUGGACAGUCCUGUGGAGGGGCAUGAAGCGGAGUAUUAG
Messenger RNA from Morchella sextelata, 1251 nucleotides. RefSeq lists its product as uncharacterized. The record is from RefSeq and is a predicted model, not a curated record. Bases 1 to 1251 code for a protein of 416 amino acids. Lineage: Eukaryota; Fungi; Ascomycota; Pezizomycetes; Pezizales; Morchellaceae. Gene Ontology annotation, cellular component: microtubule; cytoplasm. The transcript has 6 exons. Gene Ontology annotation, molecular function: GTP binding; structural constituent of cytoskeleton. Gene Ontology annotation, biological process: microtubule cytoskeleton organization; mitotic cell cycle.